Messenger RNA from Rhizophagus irregularis DAOM 181602=DAOM 197198, 816 nucleotides. Lineage: Eukaryota; Fungi; Glomeromycota; Glomeromycetes; Glomerales; Glomeraceae. The record is from RefSeq and is a predicted model, not a curated record.
AAAAUUUCUAUCAUCUAUAAGGUACAAAAGGGUUUCAAAAAACCCACUUACUAUCACCACGAAAUAAAAUAUGAAAGCCGGGAACCAAAAUAGUGAAAGGUUAGAGAGCCACCGAUGUUUCGUAAGUGACUCUGUGGUGGGGUUGUAGUUAGAUUCGAGGUUGGAUCGUCUCAGUAAGAGUUGUCGAAGCUGGUGUCGAAAAAAUUGGUAAUCGUGUUUGAUAUUUGUCACGUGGUUGCCUUUCCAGUAAUUUUGGAAGGUUCUUUUCGUUGUAUAAAUGGGAUACGGUGAUUAUGGUAGCGUGUGCAGUGUCGAUCCACGAUAGGUCAAGAUGACCAUGAUAUGUUUCCAUUAACGACAGUGUUCGUGGUAUGUGCAUAUGUCCUCUUUCGUUUCGUCGAAGCACCUGAGGAAGGGUAUAAAAUGUGGCGUACUCUGUGGGCCUCCGUCUGGAGAAGUAUAUUUUUCAAAAAUCAUCUCAAAAAGGGCGUGAAACGUAAAUCUUGUGACAAGAAAGUGAUCGACAUUUUAUUUGAAUCUAAUUCAGUAAGUGCAGAGAUUGUGUUAAAAGAAAAAUAUAAAGAGAAGUUUGAACGAGGAGGUUUUGGCAUUAGAUUAGCAGGAGUAAAUAGAGAGGUUAGGAAGAAAGUAGCGAAUAAAAGAAAGAUAGGAAGAGAAUAUGAAUCAGAAAUUACCAGAGAAGACGUUGAAUUAAAUAUAGAAAUAGACGAAGAAUUUAGAAAUGAAGAAAGAGAUAAUGAAAGUUGGGUCAACAACUAUUCUAAGUUAGGUGAUUUUGGAAGGAAAAUCACAUAA